Messenger RNA from Didymodactylos carnosus, 891 nucleotides. NCBI's taxonomy places the organism in Eukaryota, Metazoa, Rotifera, Eurotatoria, Philodinida, Philodinidae. The record is from the annotation of a GenBank genome assembly.
AUGGCGAAUAAACAACGAAAAAAAGAAAAUUUUCUUCGACAAUUUCGUGAUGAACAAAGUAAAGAAUUGAAACAAUUAACGGCGGCACAAUUUAUGGAAAUUUGGAGUCAUUAUGAUACAGAUGGCAAUGGAUUUAUUGAAGGUCAUGAGUUAGACGAUCUUUUACGUGAAUUAGCAUCAAGUGUUAAUCCUGCUGAUGUCGGACCAGAACUGAUUCCCGAUAGUGUUUUACGUGAGUUGAAAGAUUGUUUUCUCGAAGCCUAUGACGAAAAUGAAGAUGGUAAAAUUGAAAUUGGAGAAUUAGCUGAAAUUUUACCAACUGAAGAAAACUUUUUAUUAUUAUUUCGAAAAGAUAAUCCGUUAGAAUCGAGUGUGGAUUUUAUGAAGGUAUGGAAAGAAUUUGAUACCGAUUGUAGUGGUUAUAUUGAAGCAGAUGAAUUAAAACAGUUUAUCAAAACAUUAUUGGAAAAACGAAAAGGUAUUAAGGCAUAUGAACCGAUAAGCGAAGAAAAAUUAAUUGAAUAUACGGAUACAAUCUUGCAUAUAUUUGAUGCGAAUGGAGAUGGUAAAUUGCAAUUCAGCGAAAUGGCAAAGCUUUUACCUGUAAAAGAGAAUUUUUUAUUGAGACCAAUUUUCAAGGGAUGUGCAUCAAUAACAUCACAGGAUUUAGAUCGUGUAUUUCAAUUAUAUGAUAAAGAUGGAAAUGAUAUUAUCGAAGAAGAAGAACUUGAUGGUUUUGUCAACGAUUUAAUACAACUGGUUAAAAAAGAUUACGACAAUGAAGAUUUGCAACAAUUCAAAAGUUCGUUAUUAAAUGGUUGCGAUGUCAAUCGGGAUAAAAAAAUUAGUAAAGCCGAACUUAAAAUGGUUUUAAUGUCCUUGUCAGCUUAA